Molecule: messenger RNA, 459 nt
Organism: Telopea speciosissima
Lineage: Eukaryota; Viridiplantae; Streptophyta; Magnoliopsida; Proteales; Proteaceae
Exons: 1
Coding region: 1-459 (152 amino acids)
Source: RefSeq, a predicted model, not a curated record
AUGACUCGGGAUAUCGUGAUACGCCACCAUUCCCUGAACCAACGAAACCAACCACUGUUGGCGAACCAGCAGUCGACGAAAAAAAAGAAGUUGACGUUCGCGGAAGUCGCCGGAGGGACCGCCGCAGAGUGCGCCGCCGUAUGCUGCUGCUGCCCCUGUGGGCUUGUGAACCUUCUGGUCCUCGCCGUGUACAAGUUACCUGCGGGACUCUGCAAGAAAGCGUUGAAGAACAAGAAUUCGAAGAGCUUCAACAACGGUCUCCUUCCACAGAGGCGUAAGUGCAAUUGCGAAUGCAGCGAGACGAAGACUCAGGUACACCCGGUAUCAAUCAAUUCGUCUCCAUCGGAUAAGCCUGAACAGGACGAUCAGACGGAGAAGAAGGUUAUGGAAUUGGAGAAGGAGAUGUGGGACCGCUUCUACAGUGCUGGUUUCUGGAGGAGCCCUUCUCAGAGACAGUAG